Diachasma alloeum is the source of this 3331-nucleotide messenger RNA. RefSeq lists its product as uncharacterized. The transcript is spliced from 2 exons. The coding region runs from base 573 to 2615 and encodes 680 amino acids. NCBI's taxonomy places the organism in Eukaryota, Metazoa, Arthropoda, Insecta, Hymenoptera, Braconidae. The record is from RefSeq and is a predicted model, not a curated record.
UGAACUGGGAAUUUUCCUCAAAAUUUGUAACAGUGAAUUCGAUCCCAAAAAAACUAACACUCAAAUUCACAAACGCUCAGAACAACAAGAAAUAAUACCAGAAAUCAAACGAAAAUCAGAUUAUUCUCAGGUGAAACUAUAAAUUCGUUCCCAGAGGUCACCCAACCAAAAUAUUACCAGAAUGGGGGUAAAAAUGAGUUUCAACUGGAUUACAAACCGCUUCAAAGGCGAAUGAAAAUAAAUCACGCCCCCCCCUGUCACACGUUUCCCCAAGGACCACAAUAAAAAUAUUUCGAGAGUUUGUUGAUGUGAUUUGAAGUGACUCCAACGUCAUUACUUAUUCACCACGCUAAAUCGUAGUCUUUCAAAAUUGUCUGCUGAAAACCCACUUAAAAAUUAAAUUAAAAAAGAGACUAAAACUUCAAUCCCCAAAUAUUCAGAACACCGAAAAGAGAGGACGCUCGACCCAAAACAUUGCCAGAGUGGGGAUAAAAUGGCAAGUCGUGAAUAAUAAACAGAAAUAAGCCUCAGUAGAUCGAGCGCUAAACCAGGAGCAAGCGUGUUUACCGAAGAUGGCUGAGUUCGAGUCGAAUCGUUGUUACGCCUGCAAGAAGCUCUUCUGCUGCGUGGAUUGCUGCACAAACCACAUAAGGAGCAAACACCCAGGCCGUGAGUCCGAGUGUCCCCUCUGUCGCUCCGAGCUCCUCAUCGUCCGCAACUUCGAUAACUCUCACUUUAUGUGCCACGUCGUGAUCAAUCACCUGCCCCUGCAGUGUCGCACCUGUGGGGAUUUAUUCGAGUGCAGUGCUGACCUGAAAAGUCUGGGGACGUGCUCACGUCGUCUCUCAAAGCGAAAGGAUACUGUCAACGAAGGACACUCAGUAGUGGCCCACGGGCCAUCCCCACUGACCCAAACGCCCCUGAACCCCGUGAACCAGAGCAAAGGAUAUUCGAUCGAGGGAGACUACAACGCCAACUUCGAGAGCCUGACGUCCCCCCCAGAGUUCACAAGACACACUAGCACCCCAAUGCACAUUGGCCUGUCCCGAAAAACCUCAAGUAUUGUCUUCAAGCCCCCGAGAAGUCCGAGUUUCUCUCUGAAGACGCCGAAAACCCCGACGUUGCUUCCCCAGGGCGCGAACAAAGGAGGGGAAGCCAAUGAAGACAGCAAGAGUGUCUACAGCAAGACAGACACCCCUCACAUUCAGAAAAAGCAGUCGUCGAGGGACAGCAACCUGCAGGAGCUCCUGGAGCAGUCAGAGUCAGUGUACCUCAGCUUUUCCCCGUCGACUAGACGGGACACCUCGGAGAAGCCCUCCCUGAAAUCAAUCCUGCUGAGCAGAUCGCCAGUGGAGAGUCUGGAGCCCCCUCGAGACAGGAUGCUGGAGCUGGAAGGAACCAGUGCUGACAUGGAUCUGACAGACCCUCAGGGCUCAACCUCUUUAUCUCUUCAUCAGGCCAAUCAAGAGGUGAAGACACCCCUGGACGGAGUCUUCAAACUCCCAGCGGAGGCCAGGGACUCUGGAAAGAGAGUCAGAUUCUCCGAUCAAUUCGAGAUGAAAGAAGAACGUGAGAUGAGUCUGAGUAAAUCUUGCGUUAGUGGUACUGAGGAGUUCUUCGAGGCCAGGCAGAGUCUGUCGGAGUUCACUGUCAUAAAUCCUGAUAGUUCUCCCGGUGGAACUGAUCCCGGGGAAGAGAAUGUCAAGCCUUCGUCGAUCUUCAGACCACUGAAUGAUCUCAGCUUGGUGAAAUACGAGGAGGACGAGGAGAAUCGAGGAAAUAAGGAGAAUAUCGAGAACACGAAUAUUGAGAAGGGCAUUCCCACCUCUGAGAAACAGAGUGAAGGGGAGAAAUUUGUGAGCACGAAGGUCUCGGAGACUUCCAGAGUCGUGAUGAUGGUGCUGGUGGAGAAGACAGGAGCCAGUGGUACCGUAGAUCUGGCUCCACUCAUUGACUCUGGGCUGAGGACUCUGGAGUCAGUGACUACGAGCAUGAAUUCUGGGCAACAGGGGGCAUCUUCGUCGGGAGAGACUUCCCACGGGCAGAAGAAAUUUGUGGUGUCUGUUGAUACUUACAAGAGUGUUUCAACCAUCGAGCACUAUCGUAAGCCUUCCUCUGAGGAGUCCGACCAGAGGAAGAGACCUGAGAAGUCUGAGGGCGGUGGCCUGUUCUCAGCUGUUGCCAACGCCGUCAGGACAGCCUUCAAGAACAUCUCAGAGGCGGUUUCAACGAGACCUGUCAUGGGAGAAGAACAGGCCCGUCAACCGAUCCCGACGAUUAAGAUUGAUCCGCCUGAGGAGGGGCCAACGAACCCUGCGAGACCUUUGAAACGAUCACGAGAAGCGCUGGUUUCGUUUGAUGCUACUGAAGCUACGGAAACCGAUACUGACGAAUCGGAUAAUGACAUUCGAAGUCCAGAGCAGAAGAGACAUCGAGGCUGGUACAGACAAAUUCGUGGGAGGGAACCCAUCGCGAGAAUGAGGAGUGGCUCGGUGCUAUUGAACAGGGGGAUCUCGAAUGAAACUCAGUGCUUUCAGCAGGGAUCGUUGUCCGUUGGAGAUACCAUACUGCCUCUGCCUUCUCGCGCACAUCAAUCGACGCAGACUGAUCAUUAAAUCGAUUGGGACAAAGGUUUUUAUGGAUAUGAGUGUGAUUUUUUAUAGUACAGGGAUGAAACAACAGUUCAGACUUUUGGCUUGUUAAUGAUGAUGCUCGUAAUUAUUCUUCUGGGUAUAUUCAUUUUCGUUGUGAGUUCCUUAUUUUGGUCUUUUCUUUAUGAAUUAGAAAUGUUGAAAGAGUGACGUGAAUUCCGCGUUGAUAGGAAGAUGGGAGAAUAUAGGGAGAUUACUGGGCAAAUUCUGGGUUUGAUCCUGAAUAUUAUGCAGGGCUUGAUAUAAUUCAAAUGAAGCUACUGAAACUGAUACUGAUGGAGGCAAAAACGAUUUUCACGGGCCAGAAGAGAAGAGACAUUGAAUCUGGUGUAGACUAAUUCGUGGGAGGGAACUCUGAUGAAUCCAAAAAUGUGAGAGGGAACCGAUAUUUAUUUUCGUCAUAUGUUCUUUUUCUUUUUGUUCUUUCUUCCAUGAAUUAAAACUAUUGAAUGAAAGAUUUGAAUUGUGUUGAUAUGAAGAAUUACCUCGCGAUUUCUCAAUUUUUCUUGGGCUUUGAGAAAAUUUUGGGAAGUUAUAACACAUGCCGUUGUCUGAAUAUCUCAAUUUCUUCUUUGGGUGUCAAAAUUGUCCAUAUUCUCAACAAAUAAUUUUGUAACUUUCGCUGUACGAGUGUUUGUAGUUAACUCAAAUAAAUUAUGCAUAUUGAUAAUUUCUAAAAA